Messenger RNA from Pelagomonas calceolata, 1975 nucleotides. NCBI's taxonomy places the organism in Eukaryota, Pelagophyceae, Pelagomonadales, Pelagomonadaceae. The record is from the annotation of a GenBank genome assembly.
UGACGUCUACGGAUACGCCGUCCAGCGCAUCGAGACGUCGGCCAGACGUUGUCGCGGCCGUCUCGUUGGCCACAGCAGACACCAGCGUCUCUAGGAAUUUCCCGUUGCUCACCGCCGUGGUCAGGUAGUCCGCCGCCUCGUCCAAAACUCCGGCAGCCACCGCGGACGCGUUUUCGGUGCCGUCAAUGCGAGCGACUCCGGUAUAGGAGAUCCCACUGCCUUCAUCCUCGUCCAGGCGCCGCCCGGCGCUGCUAGCAGUCUGCGCCUUCCCGCGCAGCGCGCGCACGGCCGCCCGCUUUGCCUCGCCGAGGCGCCGCACGGUCCACCCGGGCGGCGGCCACUCCGUCGCGCGCCGGCGCCCGGCGGCCCCAGCUUCAAUAUCGGUCACGUCGGUCAGGUGCGGGCAGAGCCGAAGGAUGGUCAGGGCGAAGGCCCUCCUGAGCAUUUCGUUCGCGUUGAACGCGCCCGAGUUCAAGCCGAGGAGCCGCACGCCCGAGGCGACCUGGACCACGGUCUGGAUCGGCGUCGGCAGCGGCGACGGGAGGGGCGACGGCACCAUCGUCGGCACGGGCGAGGGAGCCGCCGUGGUCGGCGACGGCGUCGGGACCAGCGUCGGGUGGGACGUAGGCACCGCCGUGGUCGGCGACGGCGUCGGCACGAGCGUCGGCUGCGGGCUCGGCGCGGCGGUCGUCGGCGCGGCGGUCGUGGGCCCGGGCGUCGGGAGCAGCGACGGCGCGAGCGUCGGCUCGGCCGUCGGCGCCGCGGAGGGCCGCGCCGACGGCGCGCAGCCGCCGGGGCCCUGCGCGACGCCGCAGGACGUCGCCUCGCAGGGCGUGCCGUCGAACGCGAGGUUCAGCCGGACGUGCGUGUCGAAGCACCAGCCGAGGUCCUGGUCGAAGGCCGCGGCGUCGCGGAACAUGAGCGGCAUCUUCGUCAGCGCGUCGAGCGACCAGUUCCCCAGCGGCCGGUUGAAGCUGGCGGCCUUCAUGAACAUGCCCGCCGUCGUCUCGACGCGCGUCGGGGCCCAGCCGUCGAGCUCCCCGUCGAAGGCGUCCGCGCCGCGGAACAUCCACGACAUGUCCGUGACGUUCUCCACGCGCCAGCGGUCGAGGGGCUGGUUGAAGCUCGUCGCCGCCGCGAACAUGCGCGCCGUGCUCGUGACUUUGUCAACUCGCCAGCCGUUGAGCGGCUGGUUGAACGCCGCGGCGCCGGCGAACAUGCGCUCCAUGUCCGUGACCGCGCCGACGGCCCAGCCGUCGAGGGGCCGGUCGAAGGCCAGGGCGCCGGUGAACAUCGAGCGCGUGCUCGCGACGCGGUCCACGCGCCAGGCGCCGACGUCGCGGUUGAAGGCCGCGGCGCCGUCGAACAUGUUCUGCAUGGCCGUGACGGCGGAGGUGUCCCACGCGCCGACGUCGUCGUUGAAAAGAGCGGCCUGGGCAUGGCGGUGGUCGCACCACGACGCGCAGAACAGCUCGCUCAUGUCCGUGACCAGGUGCGUGUCCCACGUCGCGAUGUCGCCGUACCGGCAGACGGCGACGCGGCGGGCCUCGGUCAACCAGGCCGCGACGGCCGCGCGGAGGCUCGUGUCGUUCAUCACCGGCCCGAGGUGCGCGACGCCGCUGCAGUCCAGCACCGUGGGCGCCGCCGUGACCGUGGGCGCCGGCGAUGGCGCGCGGGACGGCGAGCCCGUGUCGUCGUCGAAGCCGGGAAAGUUCGCGUAGCUGUACGAAUAGCUGAACGACGGGCACUCCUCCGGUACCGCCGUCCCUUCGCGUGUGAUCAGGUAGCUUUCGUCGUCGCCGACGUCCUCCAUGCACUGGCAGUCGUUCUGACAAUAGCACUCGCCGUCCCCCCAGUCGAUGGCCACAAGAUCGUCGCCGUGCGCGUCCUCACACAUCGUCCAGCAGUCGCCCGGCGAGGUGGAACAACCAAUGAGCCUAUCCAGAUCGCUGUAGCACCAGCCCAUCGACGAACC